This is a messenger RNA of Octodon degus (degu), 819 nucleotides long. RefSeq names its product glutathione S-transferase pi 1 (gene Gstp1). The transcript is spliced from 7 exons. Gene Ontology annotation, cellular component: cytosol. Gene Ontology annotation, biological process: glutathione metabolic process. The record is from RefSeq and is a predicted model, not a curated record. Lineage: Eukaryota; Metazoa; Chordata; Mammalia; Rodentia; Octodontidae. The coding region runs from base 115 to 747 and encodes 210 amino acids. Gene Ontology annotation, molecular function: glutathione transferase activity.
UUUGGGAGCACUCUAUAUAAGGCCUCACCGCCGCUAAGCCUCCGCCGAAGCUCUGCCCCCCGCCCAACCCGAGCUACAGUCUGCAGAGUUCAAGCCACCGUCUACGCAGCAGGCAUGGCACCCUACACCAUUGUGUACUUCCCAGUUCGAGGGCGCUGUGAGGCCAUGCGCAUGCUUCUGGCAGACCAAGGUCAGAGCUGGAAGGAGGAGGUGGUGAGCUUGGAGACUUGGAUGCAGAGCCAGCUCAAAGCUUCCUGUCUGUAUGGGCAGCUCCCCAAGUUCCAGGAUGGAGACCUCACUCUGUACCAGUCUAAUGCCAUCCUGCGCCACCUGGGCCGCACCUUGGGGCUCUAUGGGAAGGACCAGCGGGAAGCAGCCCUGGUGGAUAUGGUCAAUGACGGCGUGGAGGAUCUCCGAUGCAAAUAUCUUACCCUCAUCUACACCAACUAUGAGGCGGGUAAGAGUGACUAUGUGAAGGCCCUGCCUGGGCAUCUGAAACCUUUUGAAACUCUGCUGUCCCAGAACCAGGGGGGCAAGGCUUUCAUCGUGGGUGGCCAGAUCUCCUUUGCCGACUACAACCUGCUGGACUUGCUGCUGAUCCACCAGGUGCUGGCCCCCAGCUGCCUGGAUGAAUUCCCCCUGCUCUCAGCCUACGUGGCACGCCUCAGUGCCCGGCCCAAGAUCAAGGCAUUCCUGGCCUCCCCAGACCACGUGAACCGGAUCAUCAACGGCAAUGGCAAACAGUGAAGUCUCAUGGGGCCCUUGGAAGAGCCAGGGCUGCUCAACUUCCUUCUCCCAGCACCAAUAAAUUUUCUAAGA